UUGAAAACACUGGGAGCGGUUCUUUUGUAAUGGAUGAUUACAUUGCCACAAAAGUUAGCGUUUCUGUAAGAAAUGCUAUCAGCGUUAAUUCUACCAAAAGCCAUCAGCUUGAAAAGCAGGUCAGAAACUUAGAGGCCGAAAGAGAUAUGCGUCUGUUAAAUUUGCAAAUGAAGAAAGACGAAAUGUUUCUUAGCUCCCCGACUUCUCAGCGGAGGAAGAUUCUGGUCAAGUCUCCAAGCACUACUGACGGCAUAAGGGCUGGAACACCAUCUUCACAACAAGAGAUUUUAGAUCUAAACACAGGUUUAAGCAAAGAAGACGAAGUUACUAGGCUUCAAAAAGCCCACAGUCUUCCACCACUGUAUUUAGAUCGAGCUGGGAUUGUGGCGACGCCACCGCGGAUUAGGAAAGCUAGAAAUCUUCACCCUGGAUCUUCCCUGAUCCCUGCUUCUCCCUCCCGUCUCAUGGAAUCACCGAAACCGGAACACAAACUUUUAACAAGACAGUCGAGUUCUCCGCAAAUGCUGUCAAGCUCUAAUUCAACAACAAACGUGAACGAAGCACGGCGUGAAGAAAAUUUGGAAAGUAAACAACAGUUUUCACCCGGGUUACAGCGAGCAAAUCUUGUCGAUUCAUCUGUCCCGUUGAAUUCACCUACCAGCCCGAAAGCUUUUAACUUUGAUCUACCGAAUAAUCUUUCUCAGAUCCCUCGACGACCUGCUACGGCUGCUUCUGUCAGAGAUAGCGCUAGCAACAGCGGCGAAGUUCAUCGAGGGUUGAUAUUGCUGCCUGUUUCUUCAUCGAAAGAACAAACAAAGAAUAGGGAACAGAAAAAGGCCAGCGUUUUUAAUCGGCUUUAUUCCAGUACUAAGAAACGGGAUCGAAAACGGAUAGGCUCGGAUGAUACAGCGCCUCAAGCACUCCAUCUUCCGAACGGGAAAUUGAAUGCGAAGUUAGAAACGAGACGACGGUCGGUAUCGCUGUCAGAUUUAUCCGAAAUCUGCGACAAACUGAAAACGUGUCGUUAUUUGAGAUCGAAUAGUCAAAAUGAAGACUUCUAAUACGUCUGAACUUUCAAUAUAAGCAAUUCAUUUCAUUAAUGCAUGUACCACAAUUUCGCUUUCGCAACCCAAGUAGAAGUCACACCUCAAGUUAUGUUUUUAAAGAAUACAAAUUUUUUUAAAACCAAAACGAACUUUUUCAAAUAUAAAAAUCGAUUUUGCUAUAAUUUCGCUUUUUCGGACAAAUUGUAUAGAACUUGAUGAGACAAACACUGGAGUGAAAUUUCACCCCUUUGACCUUAGUCCUGUCUUAAUCACUACCAGCAAACAAGCCCGUCAAGCUUUGUGUUUUGUUAAUUAAACCUUCGAGCACUUCAUUUUAAUCUAUUGUUUAUAGAUUGUUAUCCUUCUAUCGAACUCGCUAAUUAUAAACACUAUAAUUGAAAUGAUAGACUAUUCAUGUAAAAGACAAUGAAAUAUUAA
Molecule: messenger RNA, 1484 nt
Organism: Pocillopora verrucosa
Lineage: Eukaryota; Metazoa; Cnidaria; Anthozoa; Scleractinia; Pocilloporidae
Source: RefSeq, a predicted model, not a curated record